Messenger RNA from Corythoichthys intestinalis (scribbled pipefish), 2301 nucleotides. Its product is annotated as gastrula zinc finger protein XlCGF57.1-like. The transcript has 3 exons. Gene Ontology annotation, molecular function: DNA-binding transcription factor activity; RNA polymerase II cis-regulatory region sequence-specific DNA binding. NCBI's taxonomy places the organism in Eukaryota, Metazoa, Chordata, Actinopteri, Syngnathiformes, Syngnathidae. Gene Ontology annotation, biological process: regulation of transcription by RNA polymerase II. Bases 247 to 1893 code for a protein of 548 amino acids. The record is from RefSeq and is a predicted model, not a curated record.
AAUGACUGUCUGUGUGAAGAGUGAAGAAGACGAAGGUCCAAGCGAAGAGAGCGGAGCAGCGAAACUUUCGAGCGACAGCUCAUUUCAACACCUGACAACAAAAGGAGAGGGACGAUCGCAACCUGACGGACUACAAGUCUUUCUAUCCAUGGAUCGCUUCAACAGAAUGUUAAUAAUGACGUCACAGUGGAAGAUCUUCAGCUGGAGAAGAGCUGUCUCCCUCAUGUUAACCAGGAGGAGUCGGCUAUGGCGUACAUCAAACAGGAGGCGGAGCCAGAAAGCCCCAGCAUUAAAGAAGAAAAACAGGAUAAGGAAAUCUCCAAGUUUCCAAUUACUGUCGGUGUAAAAAGUAAAGAAGAUGAAGGUCCAAGCGAAGAAAGCAGCGCAACAAAACUAGCAAGCAGUAGCUUGUUUCAACACCUGCGAACAGAAGGUGAAGGACGAUCGCAACCGGACGACCUCUUAGAGCCAUUCUCGGACAGCGACGACGUAACAUCACACUCUUCUGACUAUAACACUGAUGAGGAGAAUGUUGACUUUGACCAAAAUGUUUCGAAAUUCUCAAACAAGUCAUCACUGAAAAGCGACAAAAAAGAAUGCGCGGGUGGGAAACCUUUUUCCUGCUCACAUUGUGAUAAAACAUUCACUACCAAGGAAUAUUUAAUCGUACACACUCAUACACACACUAGAGGAAAGCCUUUUGUCUGCGAAUUUUGUGGUAAAAGAUUCACUCAUGAAAGAAGUUUGAAUGUACACAAAAGAACACACAGUGAAGAGAAGCCUUUCGUCUGCUCUCUCUGUGAUAAAACAUUUUCUAGGAAGCAUUCGUUAACGAAACACACGAUGACACACACCAGAGACGAGCCUUUUAUCUGCUCUGUUUGUGAUAAAAGAUUUUGUACGAAAUAUCAGUUGACAAGACACACGAGGACACACACUGGAGAGAGGCCUUUCGUCUGCUCUCUCUGCAAUAAAAGAUUCUUUACGAAGCAAGACUUAACAAGACACAUGAGGACACACACAGGGGAAAAGCCUUUUGUCUGCACAUUUUGUGGUAAAAGAUUCACUCAAAAAAGAAGUUUGAAUGUACACAAAAGAACACACAGUGAAGAGAAGCCUUUUGUCUGCUCUCUCUGUGAUAAAACAUUUUCUAGGAAGCAUUCGUUAACAAAACACACGAGGUCACAUACUGGAGAGAAGCCUUUUCUCUGCACAUUUUGUGGUGAAAGCUUCACCCAGAAGAGAUACUUGAAUACACACACGAUGACACACACCAGAGACAAGCAGUUUAUCUGCUCUGUUUGCGAUAAAAGAUUUUGUACGAAAUAUCAGUUGACAAGACACACGAGGACACACACUGGAGAGAGGCCUUUCGUCUGCUCUCUUUGCGAUAAAAGAUUUUUUACGAAGCAAGACUUAACAAGACACGUGAGGACACACACAGGGGAAAAGCCUUUUGUCUGCACAUUUUGUGGUAAAAGAUUCGUCCAGAAGGGAUAUUUAAAUACACACACGAGGACACACAUUGAAGAGAAGCGUUUCUUCUGCUCUCUUUGCAAUAAAAGAUUUUGGAGCAAGGACGUCUUAACAAGACACAUGAGGACACACACUGGAGAGAAGCCUUUCGUCUGUUCUCUUUGCAAUAAAAGAUUUUUUACGAAGGAAGACUUGACAAGACACACGAGGACACACACAGGGGAAAAGCCUUUUGCCUGCACAUUUUGUGGGAAAAGAUUCACCCAGAAGGGAUAUUUAAAGGAACACAUAAAAACACACACCGGAGACGAGCCUAUUGUCUGCUCUGUUUGCGAUAAAAGAUUUUGUACGAAGCAAGCGUUGGCAAGGCACUCGCAAAGACACCAGGCAAAAGGUUCACCCGGAAGCGAGAAUUAAACGAUUGCGCAAGAACAUACACCAAGGAGAUACCUAUCACUUGCACCGUGUGCUGUAAAAACCUUCUCUUAAAGGAAACCAAGGACAACUUGUACUUCUUAAAAGAUAAGUGUUAGUAUGAGUUAUAAUAAUUUGAUAUUCUAGAGCUGUCCCGACUAGUCGACAGGCAAAACAUACCAUCGACGGUUAAUGACGGGUUAAAAAAGAAAAAUUACAUGCAGAUAAAGUUUAGAAUGGCGGGCGCUCGUGAUUCAAAGGGUUCUUACUGGCACCCCCAAGGGAGCCGCUGUUAUUCUCAAUAUGACUGGCAUUGUCAGAUUGAGCAGAGGGAAAGAAAGUGGGCGAGCGAGAGAGAGGGAGCGAGAUAGGUGAGUUGGGAAAGUGCGCGGGGCGGUUAGCGCGGAGUUA